Molecule: messenger RNA, 8705 nt
Organism: Mandrillus leucophaeus (drill)
Lineage: Eukaryota; Metazoa; Chordata; Mammalia; Primates; Cercopithecidae
Gene: ARFGEF2
Product: ADP-ribosylation factor guanine nucleotide-exchange factor 2 (brefeldin A-inhibited)
Exons: 38
Biological process (GO): regulation of ARF protein signal transduction
Molecular function (GO): guanyl-nucleotide exchange factor activity
Source: RefSeq, a predicted model, not a curated record
AAGCAGAAAUAGAAAAGCAGAGGCUUGGCACUGCUGCACCACCAAAGGCAAACUUCAUUGAAGCUGACAAGUAUUUUCUUCCAUUCGAGCUAGCUUGCCAGUCCAAGUCCCCACGGGUAGUCAGCACAUCCCUCGACUGCUUGCAGAAACUCAUCGCAUAUGGGCACAUCACUGGCAACGCCCCCGACAGUGGAGCCCCUGGGAAGCGGCUGAUCGACAGAAUUGUUGAAACCAUUUGCAAUUGUUUUCAGGGCCCUCAGACCGAUGAAGGGGUUCAGUUACAAAUAAUUAAGGCUCUUCUGACCGCAGUGACUUCCCCACACAUUGAAAUUCAUGAGGGUACUAUCCUGCAGACGGUGAGGACAUGUUACAAUAUCUAUUUGGCCAGCAAAAAUCUCAUCAAUCAAACCACUGCCAAGGCUACCCUUACUCAGAUGCUCAACGUCAUUUUCACCCGCAUGGAAAACCAAGUGUUGCAGGAGGCCAGAGAACUGGAAAAACCAAUCCAGUCAAAACCCCAGUCCCCUGUGAUCCAAGCUGCAGCAGUAUCCCCAAAGUUCGUUCGUUUGAAGCACAGUCAGGCACAAAGCAAACCAACAACUCCCGAAAAAACAGAUUUAACCAACGGUGAACAUGCCAGGAGUGAUUCUGGAAAAGUAAGCACAGAAAAUGGAGAUGCGCCCAGAGAAAGAGGCUCAUCACUGUCAGGGACUGAUGACGGAGCCCAGGAGGUGGUGAAGGACAUCUUGGAAGAUGUAGUCACAUCUGCCAUUAAAGCAGCGGAAAAGCAUGGUCUGACAGAACCUGAGAGAGUUCUAGGUGAACUGGAGUGUCAGGAAUGUGCUAUUCCCCCAGGAGUUGAUGAAAACUCACAGACCAAUGGAAUAGCCGAUGACCGGCAGUCCUUGUCAUCAGCAGAUAAUCUGGAAUCGGAUGCACAAGGACAUCAAGUGGCUGCCAGGUUCUCCCACGUUCUGCAGAAGGAUGCCUUCCUUGUGUUCCGCUCCCUGUGCAAGCUGUCCAUGAAGCCCCUUGGUGAAGGCCCUCCAGACCCAAAAUCCCAUGAGCUGCGUUCCAAGGUGGUUUCCCUGCAGCUGCUCCUCUCUGUGUUACAAAAUGCUGGCCCCGUAUUUAGGACUCACGAGAUGUUCAUCAAUGCAAUCAAGCAAUAUCUCUGUGUGGCCUUGUCCAAAAACGGCGUCUCUUCAGUGCCUGAUGUCUUUGAGCUGUCUCUUGCCAUUUUUCUUACUCUUCUUUCAAACUUUAAAAUGCACUUGAAAAUGCAGAUAGAGGUCUUUUUCAAAGAAAUUUUCUUGAACAUUUUAGAAACAUCAACAAGUUCUUUUGAGCACAGGUGGAUGGUCAUUCAGACUCUGACGAGGAUCUGUGCAGAUGCCCAGUGUGUUGUGGAUAUUUAUGUCAACUACGACUGUGAUUUAAAUGCUGCUAACAUUUUCGAGCGCCUUGUAAAUGAUUUAUCCAAAAUUGCUCAGGGAAGAAGUGGACAUGAGCUGGGAAUGACACCACUGCAGGAGCUCAGCCUGAGGAAGAAAGGCCUGGAGUGUCUCGUGUCCAUUCUCAAGUGCAUGGUGGAGUGGAGCAAAGACCUGUAUGUGAAUCCCAACCACCAGACCAGCCUCGGUCAGGAGAGGCUCAUGGAUCAGGAAAUGGGGGAUGGGAAAGGCCUUGACAUGGCGAGACGGUGUAGUGUGACAUCCAUGGAGUCCACAGUGUCCUCAGGGACCCAGACAACUGUUCAGGAUGACCCCGAGCAAUUUGAGGUCAUCAAGCAACAAAAAGAAAUCAUCGAACACGGCAUCGAGCUGUUCAACAAGAAACCUAAGAGGGGGAUCCAGUUUCUCCAGGAGCAGGGCAUGCUGGGAACGUCAAUUGAAGAUAUAGCCCAAUUCCUGCACCAGGAGGAGCGCCUGGAUUCCACCCAAGUAGGCGAUUUUCUGGGAGAUAGCACAAGGUUCAACAAGGAGGUGAUGUAUGCCUACGUGGACCAACUUGACUUCUGUGAAAAAGAAUUUGUCUCAGCCCUGCGGACAUUCCUAGAAGGUUUCCGCCUACCUGGGGAAGCCCAAAAGAUUGACCGAUUAAUGGAGAAGUUUGCUGCAAGAUACAUAGAAUGCAACCAAGGGCAAACUCUGUUUGCUAGUGCUGACACUGCUUAUGUCCUAGCAUAUUCAAUUAUUAUGCUAACUACAGACUUGCACAGUCCUCAGGUAAAAAAUAAAAUGACAAAAGAGCAGUAUAUUAAAAUGAAUCGGGGUAUCAAUGAUAGUAAAGAUCUGCCAGAAGAGUAUCUCUCAAGCAUCUAUGAAGAGAUAGAAGGCAAGAAAAUUGCAAUGAAAGAAACAAAAGAGCUCACGAUUGCAACCAAAUCUACUAAGCAGAAUGUAGCUAGUGAAAAGCAGCGGCGGCUCCUGUACAACUUAGAGAUGGAGCAAAUGGCUAAAACAGCCAAAGCUCUGAUGGAGGCUGUGAGCCAUGCAAAAGCCCCAUUUACGAGUGCCACUCACCUGGACCACGUCCGCCCAAUGUUCAAACUGGUGUGGACGCCACUAUUGGCAGCCUACAGCAUCGGACUCCAGAACUGUGACGACACUGAAGUGGCCUCCUUGUGUUUGGAAGGUAUCCGAUGUGCAAUCCGAAUUGCCUGCAUCUUUGGAAUGCAGCUGGAACGAGAUGCCUAUGUUCAGGCUCUUGCUCGCUUCUCCCUGCUCACAGCCAGCUCCAGCAUCACAGAAAUGAAGCAGAAAAACAUCGACACCAUUAAGACACUUAUCACAGUGGCUCACACCGAUGGCAACUACCUUGGGAAUUCCUGGCAUGAGAUCUUGAAAUGCAUCAGCCAGCUGGAGCUCGCUCAGCUGAUAGGAACUGGUGUGAAGACGCGCUACCUGUCUGGAUCCGGGCGUGAAAGAGAAGGGAGCCUGAAGGGCCACACAUUGGCAGGAGAAGAGUUCAUGGGCCUUGGCCUCGGUAAUUUGGUGAGUGGUGGAGUGGAUAAAAGACAGAUGGCCAGCUUCCAAGAAUCGGUUGGUGAGACCAGCUCACAGAGUGUAGUUGUAGCUGUGGACAGAAUUUUUACUGGAUCUACCAGACUGGAUGGAAAUGCAAUAGUUGACUUUGUCCGCUGGCUGUGUGCUGUGUCCAUGGAUGAACUGGCUUCCCCCCACCAUCCUCGCAUGUUCAGCUUGCAGAAGAUUGUGGAGAUAUCAUACUACAACAUGAAUCGGAUCCGACUGCAGUGGUCUCGAAUAUGGCAUGUGAUUGGAGAUCACUUCAAUAAGGUUGGCUGCAACCCUAACGAAGAUGUGGCUAUCUUUGCUGUUGACUCAUUAAGGCAGCUCUCCAUGAAGUUUCUUGAGAAGGGUGAAUUAGCCAACUUCCGUUUCCAGAAAGAUUUUCUGAGGCCCUUUGAGCAUAUUAUGAAGAAAAACAGGUCUCCCACCAUCCGGGACAUGGUGAUCCGCUGCAUCGCCCAGAUGGUGAACUCCCAGGCAGCCAACAUCCGUUCAGGCUGGAAGAACAUCUUUGCCGUGUUCCACCAGGCAGCCUCUGAUCAUGACGGGAACAUUGUGGAGCUGGCCUUCCAGACCACUUGCCACAUUGUCACAACUAUUUUCCAGCACCAUUUUCCUGCAGCCAUCGAUUCCUUUCAGGAUGCUGUGAAGUGCUUAUCAGAGUUCGCCUGCAACGCCGCUUUCCCUGACACAAGCAUGGAAGCGAUUCGGCUCAUCCGCUUCUGUGGCAAAUACGUCUCUGAGAGGCCUCGGGUGCUACAAGAAUACACAAGUGAUGACAUGAAUGUAGCUCCUGGUGACAGAGUCUGGGUCCGAGGCUGGUUCCCCAUCUUAUUCGAACUCUCCUGCAUCAUUAAUAGAUGCAAGUUAGAUGUACGAACAAGGGGACUCACAGUCAUGUUUGAGAUCAUGAAGAGCUAUGGCCACACCUUUGAAAAACACUGGUGGCAAGACCUGUUCAGAAUUGUGUUUCGGAUUUUUGACAAUAUGAAACUCCCUGAGCAACAGUCAGAGAAAUCUGAGUGGAUGACAACAACCUGCAAUCACGCACUUUAUGCUAUUUGUGAUGUUUUUACCCAGUUUUAUGAAGCUUUGAAUGAAGUUCUUCUUUCUGAUGUAUUUGCACAAUUGCAGUGGUGCGUAAAACAAGAUAACGAACAGUUGGCGCGAUCAGGUACAAAUUGCUUAGAAAACUUAGUAAUAUCCAAUGGAGAGAAAUUCAGUCCUGAAGUCUGGGAUGAAACCUGCAACUGUAUGUUGGAUAUUUUCAAAACAACCAUCCCACAUGUUUUGCUGACAUGGAGACCUGUAGGAAUGGAGGAAGAUUCAUCAGAAAAGCAUUUGGAUGUGGAUCUGGACCGCCAGUCUUUAAGCAGCAUAGAUAAAAAUCCCUCUGAGAGAGGCCAGAGCCAGCUCUCUAACCCAACAGAUGACAGCUGGAAGGGCAGACCAUAUGCAAAUCAGAAACUGUUUGCCAGCCUCCUCAUCAAGUGUGUGGUGCAGUUGGAAUUGAUACAGACCAUUGACAACAUUGUGUUCUACCCUGCAACGAGCAAAAAGGAGGAUGCAGAGCACAUGGUUGCGGCCCAGGUAAGAACAGGAGGCCUCGGGAAGAGCAUCCCUGUCCAUAGGGAGGUUGCUUUGAUGUAGUGUUGUGCAGGAGCCAGCUCAUACUGGCUUUCCAGAGCCCGUUAUGCUCAUCUCUUUCCAACCUCACAUUCAGUGAUGGCAUCACUUUGGAAGGCUGAGGUGGGUUUUAAGGGCAAGUCUAAACCCAAUCUUCUAAAACAAGAAACCAGCAGCCUGGCCUGUUGUUUGAGGAUCCUGUUUCGAAUGUAUGUUGAUGAGAACCGCAGGGAUUCCUGGGGAGAAAUACAGCAGAGACUUUUAACUGUUUGCAGUGAAGCUCUUGCCUAUUUCAUCACCGUGAAUUCUGAAAGCCAUCGGGAGGCCUGGACAAGUCUCCUGUUGUUACUUCUAACCAAAACUCUCAAAAUAAAUGAUGAAAAGUUCAAAGCACAUGCUUCAAUGUACUACCCCUACUUGUGUGAAAUUAUGCAGUUUGACUUGAUCCCUGAGCUCCGAGCAGUUCUGCGGAAGUUCUUCCUACGGAUAGGUGUUGUGUAUAAGAUAUGGAUUCCAGAAGAGCCAUCACAGGUACCAGCAGCACUGUCACCAGUGUGGUAGCCCUGGCCGCCCCGGCCACUGCUGCAGCUCUGCGGAAUGUUCAGCAUGCCAUCUCUGACUGGCACAUCUCGUGAAGGGUCAUAGAAACAAGGAGUUGGCAUCUUGGAUCUCAGAAUGACCUGGAUACGGAUGGCCUCUACGCUGCUCCAUCACAGUCCCCAACUAAGGCUUAUGGUAUUUCAUUAAACCGUUGCAUACCCAGUUAGCACAGUAGGUGGGGAGUCUGCUUCAUCUCUAUCAUUCCAUUUUUCUGAUUAAACUGUCAAAUCUGUCACUGCAUAUGCCAUCAUUUUCUAGCAAAAUCCCAUGAUUGGCCAUAAACGUUUUGUAAGAAGAAGUCACUCUCCUUGAAAAUACUGAACAUAGCUGUAUAGGUUUGUGAUUAUUAGAGAGUAUGUUAAUAAAACUUCUUGUAACGGCUAACUGCCACCUAAAAUAUGCUGGGUUUUCUGUUGUUGUUUGAGUGUGUUAGAGAAAUUUGAGUGUUUUUGUCAGUUAUGAGUCAGCCGUAAUUAGAUUAGUUUAGGGACAGGUUGGGAUUAGAGAAGAGUUUUUUUUGUGUGUUUUGUUAAUGUCUGAGUGAUUUUAAAAGUAUUUUACAAAAAGAUACUGAAAAUUUGGUUGAAGUUUAGUAAUUAAGUUAGAAUUAAGAGUUUUGCGAGGUUAAAAAAAUGUGCCUCGUGGAUCUCCCUGUUUUAGUAACAUGGGGAGAAAAAGUCUACAGGAAAAAGUGAACAAUUUAAUGAAGAUGAUUAUUAGCCUUCCUUGAAGUAUUUGUGGAUGGGUGUUAAAUUAAAAUGUCCAGAAUACACUGUCCGUCUCACACACUCUGAAAUCUAAUAUAUGAAGUAGUAAUGAAAAUGAAGUAGUAAUUUAACCAGAGUUCAUUUAUCCUUGAAUAAACCUUUUUAUUUUUACCUCAGAAAAGUGAGUAUACUGGCAGUUAGUGUCACUGCUUUGCACAGUCCCCAUUAGACCCUCCAGAGAGGGACAGUAACUGUGCAUAAGAAGCCGCUCCCGUGAGCCUCCUUGGCCUCAUGUCAUGAGUGGAACUGGAGCUGUGUCGGGGCCAGCACAGCUGAACUGUGACAAUGGCAGGAGGUAGCAUGUGCCCAGCACUUCCAUUAAUCUGAGCCUAGGAGUUGAAUUCUUUGGCAAAGUUAGAUUCUGAGGUCCUUAUUAUGUUAAUGAUGGUGCAAUACUCUCACCUGCAGUAGAACUGAGUUCUGAUGCAGCUUGUGUAAAAGCGGGCAGUACACAAGUACGACCUGAACCUGCGAACAGUAUAUACAUGGAUGCUCACCCAUGAGAAGGAGCACACACGCCUCAUUCUCUGCCCUCACCCACUGCUCACCUAGAGCAUCGCUGAGCGUUAGACAAAGUGUUACACGGAGUGAUUAAAACAUUCAGACGUCUACCUAUGCUCUUUAGUCCUGUAAAUUGGGUUGUAUUGAUGUCAACUCUGGUGCCUUAGAAGUUAGUAGUUUGGGAACCUAUCUGUAAAAUCGGAUGUUUUUUCUUUGUAGAGAAGGAUUUCUGGUGCUUUUGCUUACUAAGAGACCGAUAUUCUUCAGUUGUUUUCUUGUUUUAAUAGCCUUGAGAAAUGUUUGGUUUUUGGCCAGCAGAAUUCUUAUCUACUUUUUUCUUUCCCAAAAAGUGUUUUUUAAUUUCUCUACCAAAGAAAAAAUGAGCAAGUUUAGGUUUUUACAUGACGUACAUACAUUAGAUAAAAGGAGCUAUAUAAUUUAGCAGGAAAGGACUACGGGAGAAUACUUUAUUGUGAGUGGAAAAUGUUGGCACAUUUGACUGGCUUGCCCUGGAAUCCACUGCACUGUGAAACCUACGCUCCCUGGUAUCAUAGCACGUUGCCACCUCAACAAGUCAGUUGCCUCCAUUGGUAUUUGUACUAAAGGUAUACAUGGGGAACACAUGUUCAUUCAUUAAGUUUAUCUUGCAUGCAGCUAUAUCCCUGAUUGGUUAUUUUCCUUUCCUUCUGAGGUUCUCAUGUCAUUUUCUUCAUCGAAUGUGACUAAAAUCUUUCCGGUGUCUUCCUGCCCUCUCUUUAAUUUUGCCUCUUGCAGGGUAGCAGAUGUGUCAGUGCAUUUUAUUACUUGCUGAAGACAUUCCGGCUUAAAUUUCUUAUUAGUUUAGUAUUUUAAAAGAAUCAAUUUUCUGAAUGAGGCAUUUGAAUUGUACCAGCAAUGGACUUUUAAAAAACUGGAUGUAAAACCAUUCAGGGUAAUUUUUCUUAUCAGUGGACAGUGACGAACAGAGGAAAUCCCUUACCUCCAAUAAUAAGCCAUUCAGCCUAAAUUCAUUUUUAUGAGUAAAUCUAUUCUUUCUCAUGGCAAAUGUGGCCUGUGCCACUCAAACACUAGUGAAAGGGUAUGUACAACUGCAGCAUCAGGCCAGAACACCAUUUAUUUAUCCGAGUAAUGUAGGAGAGUGAAACAUUUUCCAAGGCCUUAUUUCUUUUUCAGAAUGCUUUAAGUGUUGAUUAUAUGUGCUAGGUCUCUCGAGAAGUUUUUAUUUGUUACAAUACUGCUGCUUUGAGCAAUUUUGUUUCUCUUCAUUGUCUGUUAGGGAAAUCACCAGCUUUGGCAUCUUAACAACAAACAGUGGAUGGGUAAUUUUUAUUUCUGAUACGCAUCUUUAGAGUCAAAUAUAUCUUUUCCUUGUACUCCUUAUGUACAACCAAAGAACAUACAUUAUGAAAAUUGUAUUAUAAUAUCUGGAAACACAACAUUUUCCUCUGACAGAUGACUUUUGUACAAAAUGAGAAAAAAAAAAACCCUGUACUUUUUUUUGUUGUUCUUUUGUGAUUAAGGGUAUAUACCUUUAGUAGUCUUUGUUAUUAAAGGAACCUGCUGAUAAGUACAAGUAUGACCAUCUCAUUCAGAUGUUUGUUGUUAUGAUGCAAAUGGAUAUUGGUUUCAAUAGAAGCUGGAUCCUUAAUACUGCAUUUUCCAAAUUUUGUUUUAAUAUUUUUGUUAAAGUAGACAUAGCUGAACUCACAUGAAAUCUUGGAAUUUUGUUAUCAGCAGCUUUGCAGUUCGGGAAACAAAGAAACCAAAGCUGAGUAUUUUAAGGAAUGAACAUACCUGGAAAUCCUUGCUCUCAAAACAAAACAAUGUAAUCUAUCAAAGGUGUUGUUUUACUCAGUGUUCUAAUUUUUAAAAAAUUUUAUCUGCAUAUUUGCAUCAAAUAUUUAUGUGCAAAAUGUAUGUUUUACCUCCUUAAAAUGCCUAAAAGUUAGUUAAUAGUUACUUUGGUUUAAUCUAUACACAAUGAUUAAGUGCAUUUAAUAUUGGUAAUUUAAUGAAAACCAUUCCUUGCCCAAUGGAUGUAUAAAUUUUUGAAAGAAUAAGCAGAAUUAUAUAAUAUGAAAUGCUAUGUAAAGUUUUCUAUGUAAAAAUAUUAUGUAUAAUACUAUUAAAAUAUCCCAUGCUUUGAUCAGGUGGUAAAUCAAUAAAAAUUUAAAAAGUA